Capsicum annuum is the source of this 1910-nucleotide messenger RNA. RefSeq names its product transmembrane protein 64. NCBI's taxonomy places the organism in Eukaryota, Viridiplantae, Streptophyta, Magnoliopsida, Solanales, Solanaceae. Bases 483 to 1433 code for a protein of 316 amino acids. The transcript is spliced from 4 exons. The record is from RefSeq and is a predicted model, not a curated record.
UUAUUAUUUUUAUUUUCAUUUUCUUCUGUGUAAUUCGUUACUACAUUAUUAUUGUUGAUUGCUUCUCUCGUCAUCUACCAUUAUUCACUUCUCCUCGUCUUGUUCAUCAUCAUCAUUCACUCAUCAGCAUCCAAUUUAUUUCUCUAAUAUUUGUGUAUGUUUUACGCAAAAUCACUUUAAUUUCCCCACCUGUUUUUCUUUAUUAGGGGUUAGAUUAUUUUUUCCCUACAUUUAACGGUGAUUUUGGGAUUUUCCCGUUUGAGCUUUGUGAUUUUGAUUGGAAUUGUAAUCAAAUUCUUGAUUAAUUUGGGAUUUUUGCUUGGAAUUUAGAUCAAUUUGUUGAGUAAUUAAGGAAAACCCGUCCGGGUUUUGUGAUUUUUGAGUGGAAUUGUAAUCAAAUUGUUGAGUAAUUGGAGAAAACCCAUCUAGGUUUUGUGAUUUUUGAUUGGAUAUUUGGAAUUGGAUUGCUGAGUUUUGUGGUGAUGACGUUUGUUGGGAACGAUGAGGAAGAAGGGGUAGUGGUGGUGGUGCCAGCACCCUUAUUGGGGUUGGAAAGGGAAGAUUCAAAGGGUGGUUAUGUGAAAUUAUGUGGGGAUAAUUUGGAGGAGAAUAAUAAAGGGUUUUUUAAGGGUUGUAUAGGUGCUUCAUCUUCAGGGAUUAGUGGAUAUGGAGGUAAUAGUAGUAGUAGUAGAUGUUGGUCUCUUUGGUGGUGGGCUAAGUUGGUACUUGUUUUGAUUUUUGUGGGAGUAUUGGCUGCUGUUUUUCUCAAAUGGGUUGGACCCUUUUUCAUGGAUAAGGAGAUUAUUCCAAUACUAAAUUGGGAGACCAGAACGUUCAGUACUCCAGUACUAGCAGUUCUAGUUUAUGCUUCUGUGGCACUUUUCCCCACCCUGCUUUUACCUUCCACUCCCUCCAUGUGGGUAGCUGGAAUGACAUUCGGAUAUGGUUAUGGUUUUCUACUUAUCAUUGGAGCAGUUCCUAUUGGUGUAUCUCUUCCUUAUUUCAUAGGUCAUCUUUUCCGUCACAGAAUACAGAGCUGGAUAGAAAGAUAUCCCAAGAAUGCUUCUGUUAUAAGACUAGCUGGUGAAGGGAACUGGUUUAAUCAGUUCCGUGCUGUCGCAUUAAUCAGGAUUUCCCCUUUUCCAUACAUAGUCUAUAAUUACUGUGCAAUGGCAACUGGAGUCAAGUAUGGUCCUUAUUUGCUCGGGACACUCAUCGGCAUGGUUCCAGAAAUAUUUGUUACACUUUACACUGGCAUCCUGAUAAAGACACUUGCAAAUGCUUCACAAGAGCAACGUUUUUUAUCAGCUCCACAGAUUAUUCUCAAUGUUCUUGGAUUUAGUUUCACUUUUGCUACAACUGUGAUGAUCACUAUAUAUGCUAAAAGGCGGUUAAAGCAACUGCAGAGAGAUGAGGAGCUAUUGCUACAAUGAGCUUCUGCUUUGUUAUCGUGUCUGCACAGGCUAGAAAAGGGAGAAGGAGAUCUCAGAGAUUCUCUGAUGACCGAGGUCAUUUGCAUCCAUCGAGAAUCUUUAUCCCUGCAUAGGAUUUUAUCUGCACGUUAGCUUAGAAGCAGAGGUCAAUCGACAAUUACUUGUCACUUUGGUUAUAUUAGCUGCACAGAUCGCUCACAACUGCAAGGAAGUCGAAACCAGGGGGGACUAACAUAACUGACACACACAGGGAGCAAUCACUCAUUCAAGGCUUCGUCUCAUACUGUUGAGACCAUCAUUGUACAUAAUUGAAUAACCCAAUCAUGGGUAAAACUGAAUUAGGGCAGAGUAUUUGAAGAAUGAGUGAUUGGGAGUGACAAGACACAUAUGAUGCUUGAUUAAACAUUUACUAUUUUCUGUAGAUGAAAGUUUUGGUCUACCACCUUGUUUGCUAUGGUACUGCAUGUCUUCAUUGGA